This is a messenger RNA of Saccharomycodes ludwigii, 1335 nucleotides long. RefSeq names its product protein farnesyltransferase (gene RAM1). Bases 1 to 1335 code for a protein of 444 amino acids. Gene Ontology annotation, biological process: protein farnesylation. The transcript has a single exon. Gene Ontology annotation, molecular function: protein farnesyltransferase activity. Gene Ontology annotation, cellular component: protein farnesyltransferase complex. The record is from RefSeq and is a predicted model, not a curated record. NCBI's taxonomy places the organism in Eukaryota, Fungi, Ascomycota, Saccharomycetes, Saccharomycodales, Saccharomycodaceae.
AUGCUUAGUUAUAAUGAUCAAGAUAACGAUAAGCGCACUCGAAAAAGAUUCAAAUAUAUCAACACUGUUAUAUUAGGACGUAAAAGAGACCCGAUUAUUCAAAUAACAACAUCAGAACCGGAAGUAAUAAACAUGUGCAAGGAACUGCAAACUGAAACAACAAUCGCCAGAAACAAAGUCUUGGACAAAAUUUAUGAAUGUUAUAAUAACAGUAAUGGUACCAGCAAGAAAUACAACAAGGAGGAGAUUGAACUAGACCCUUCAUAUCAUUUACCAUAUUUGGAAUUAUUCCUAGAUAAUGAUUUUCCACCUCAUAUGGUAGCAUUAGACGCUGCACAUCCAUGGCUAGUUUAUUGGAUAUGUAAUGCAUAUAGAAUAUUAAGUGAGUCACCAUUGCCCCCCGCGAUCAAUUUAAAAAUAAAAAAUAAGUUCUUUCCACCAUUGUUAACAACGCUUAAGAAAGCAGGCCCUUUUGGAGGUGGCGUAAACCAAAUACCUCACGUGGUGGCUAACUAUGCUUCCAUCUUGUCGUUAGGUCUAACGGAUUCCCCUGAAAUCUGGUCUUUGAUAGAUAGAAAAGCAAUUUACGAGUGGUUUUUAAAAUUAAAGUUACCUAAUGGCUCGAUAUCCACCUCAGAAUCUACUGGUGAGCAUGAUGUAAGAUCAAUUUAUUGUUGUUUAUCUGUGGCGAGCUUAUUAAACAUUUUGACGAUGGAGUUGGUUGAAGGUAUGUUAGAUUUUUUAAUAAAUUGUCAAACUUUUGAAGGUGGGUUUGGUGGUUCUCCCGGUGAGGAAGCUCAUGGUGGCACAACUUUUUGUGCAUUGGCUAGUCUAGUUAUACUGAUACCAUUUUUGUAUCCAAAUAAAGUAUUGGAUGAUUUUAUUGAUGUAGAUAAUUUAUUACGAUGGUUAAGUGCUAGACAGCCCAACGAAGAAAUUGGGUUAAAUGGCCGAAGUAAUAAAUUGGUCGAUGGAUGUUAUAGUUUUUGGGUUGGUGGGUCAGCUGCUAUUUUGGAGUCAUUGGGAUAUCCAUUUGUCAUAGAUAAAAGUGCAUUAAGAGAAUAUAUUUUAAGAUGUUGUCAAUCAACAGAAACCCGAGGGUUCAGGGACAAACCUGGAAAACGACCUGAUUUUUACCAUACCAAUUAUGUUUUAUUAGGAUUAUGUUGCUGUGAUUCUGUAUUUUAUACUAAAGAUUCUAACCCACUUAAUUUUGUAUCUAGGAUUAAGCCAGGCAACAAAGAUAGAGGAGUUGCCGCUAUCAAUCCGGUUUAUGCCUUAACUUGCGAAACUACUAGGAAUAUGUAUGAGUUUUUCAAAAACUUUUCAAAUUAA